This is a messenger RNA of Rhineura floridana, 4151 nucleotides long. It is a transcript of the gene SSBP4, whose product is annotated as single stranded DNA binding protein 4. Gene Ontology annotation, cellular component: nucleus. Bases 310 to 1521 code for a protein of 403 amino acids. Lineage: Eukaryota; Metazoa; Chordata; Lepidosauria; Squamata; Rhineuridae. The transcript is spliced from 16 exons. Gene Ontology annotation, molecular function: single-stranded DNA binding; protein binding. The record is from RefSeq and is a predicted model, not a curated record. Gene Ontology annotation, biological process: positive regulation of transcription by RNA polymerase II.
CUUUUAAGAGCGCCGGCGAUGCUGCCAAGAGAGGGAGGUGGCUCCUUCCUUGGAACAGCCAUUUAAAAAAAAUAGAGGGGGGAGAGAAAAAGAAAUAGAGGCAGAGGGGGGAAAAAACAAGACGGGGAAGCGUCUACUACACAAGCUUUGCGGCCAUCACCGCGGCGUCGAGCCUUCUCCAGCCGGGGUCGCGCCUAUCGGGGGGGGGGGCUCGACGGCGCGAUGCGGCAAUGCGCCCGGUGGGGGCGGUGUCGGCCCCGAUCCCUCCUCUAACUACAGGUGCCGCCCCCCCCUCACCCCCACCCAGCCAUGUACGCCAAGGGCAAAGGCUCCAACGCGCCUUCCGACGGGCAGGCUCGCGAGAAGUUGGCCCUCUACGUCUACGAAUAUCUUCUCCACAUCGGAGCACAAAAAUCUGCGCAGACCUUCCUGUCUGAGAUCCGAUGGGAAAAGAACAUUACCCUGGGUGAACCCCCUGGCUUCCUUCAUGCGUGGUGGUGUGUGUUUUGGGACCUGUACUGCGCAGCGCCUGACCGGAGAGAGACGUGUGAGCACUCGAGUGAGGUCUUCCACGAUUAUAGCUCUGCGGCGGCGCCCAGCCCUGCGAUGGCAAAUAUGGCCCCUGGUGACGGCAUGCCGGCCGGACCUGUGAUGUCCGGGUUCUUCCAGCCGUUCAUGUCUCCACGCUUUCCCGGGGGCCUCCGGCCUCCGGUACGGAUGCUGAACCAGCCACCCGUAGGCGUGCCUGGCCCCCAGCCUCUGUUGCCCAGUGCGAUGGACCCUGCGUCCCGGCCACAAGGACCCCCUGCCAUGGGCCCGAUACAGCUCAUGACGUCGCCGCGUGGUAUGACAGGGAUGGCCCCACAGAAUUAUGGUGGCGGGAUGAAGUUGCCUCCUGGAUCUUUGACUGGUCCUGGGAUGCCAGCAAUGAACACGGGGCCAGGAGUGCGAGGGCCAUGGCCAAACAUGAAUGCAAACUCAGUACCAUAUUCUUCAUCAUCUCCAGGCAGCUAUGGGGCCCCCUCUGGAGCCGGAGGUCCCCCUGGCACUCCCCUCAUGCCCAGCCCUGGAGACUCUACCAAUUCCAGCGAAAGUAUAUACCUGAUGAACCCCAUUGGCCCCCCUGGGAGUCGGCCCAGUUUCUCCAUGGGACUGAGUCCGGAAGGUCCGAUGGCCGGGAUGGGUGCCGCAGAACCACAUCACGUGAAUGGAUCCUUAGGUGCUGGUGAAGUGGAUGGGAUGUCCAAGAAUUCUCCGAGCAGCAUGGGAUCGUUAACCAACCCGCCAGCCGCCCCCACUCAUGAGGAUGGCGAGAUGGCCAGCAGCUUCUUAAACCCCUUCCAAAGUGAGAGUGUAAGGGCCUGCGUGGAGCGGCGUCCGCGGAGGGGGCGGGGGUCUCGAGGCGCGCGGGGGGCACGUGGAGGGCGGGGCGCCCUGUGGCAGGACAGGACUGGGCCGGCCACGCCCACAGCCAAUGAUGCCAUCUCGUACUGGAAGCAGGGGCAGAUGUCAGAGUUGUGAUCAAGGGGGCCGGCGCCCCCCUCUCUCCGCAAAUGGACUCCCCCCUCUAAUGCUCUGAUGUUUCCCAUCUGUCUUCCCAGUAUUCGCCUAGUAUGACAGUGAGCGUGUGACACGGCCCGGAUGCCUGACCCCAGCGGAGCCAGCCUGAUACCCUCCCCAGGGGUCUUUUUUUAAAACCCCUUCUAUUGUAUGAACUGUGUCCCCCCCCCUUGGCUGCCUGCCUGUCCCAACCUGAACUGCUGACCUCCACCCCUCUGAUAGGGUAUUCAACAAAUUGUACUGACUUUGACUGGCUACCCUGGAAGGUUUGCAGGUGCUUGGGACUGGACGCUCGCAGAGGGCAAGCACCUGUGCCUGCUUCUGCCCGAAUCAGCCUCCCACCCCCGGGCAUUGGCCAUCGAGGGUCUCCUCGGGCAGACCGGGCUGCUUUCUGCACCAGCUCUUUUGAACUCAUGCGCACGUGCGCGCGCACACAGACCCCGCCCUGCUGAGCCGUGCUUGUUCUUCGCAAAAGGGAUGGCGGCGUUAAGUGUGGACAUCUUAUGGGGGGGGUUUAGUGGGCUGGGGCUUUGCAGUGGGGUCUUUGCGCCGGCAGCAGUGUGGCCUGUCAGCGGGUGGGAGUUGUGGACCCAGCAAGGUGUCCUUUCUGUGGCCGGAACGCAAGGUCACAUACAACCUGACUGUGGGAGCAACUUUGGGAGCAAGAGGCUACGACGACUCCUCUUUCCGGCUUCUAGCUCCUGUUUAGCUCUUUGAUUAUAGCUCAGGAGUGGGGUGUCUCCGGUCCGGGCGCUUAAGGUGGCCUUUGGGUCCCUCUCCAAUGUUGCUUCACGCCCUCUUUGAGCAUCAACUCCGAUAAUGUCUCUUGCUCGUCUGGAUGAUGUUGGAGCGGGACAGCCGCAGAAUCCAGUCUCCUGGGUAAAGGUUUGCAUUCGUUGCUGCUGGUUGUGCCUGUCGCUACCUGUGGCUCUGGGAAGGGGAAUACAUGACCCUGGGUUGAAAAAGGGCCCUCAACCCUGGACUAGGUGAACAUGCUUGGAUUCUGCUAAUGCUCGCUAGAAGCAGAGGGUUGAGGAGCUGUAAGGUAGGUAGAAAAAGUUUUUCUUCCCCACCCCAGUCCAAAUAAAAAAUUAAAAAAGCAAAAAAUAAAAGCUGGCAGAGAAUUCCUGCAGAGACCACCAGUAGGGGUGAUCUUUUGCAAGGGAUUUUCUCUCCCCGUACCCCCCACAGGUUUUUUAAAAACAUUUCCAUCCCCAUCAGCUGGAGCAGCGUUUUUCAAUCUUGGGGGGCCCAAGAUGCCUUUUGACUACACCUCCUGUCAUCCCCCAGGAUGGGGGGAGUUGGAGCCCAACCGCGUCUGGAGACCCCCAAAUUGAAGGAGUGGGGUGGGUGGGCUGAGAUACUUGAGUUUUCCUUCGAAAUGACACCCCUUUGACUAGCAGAUGGACCAAGUGCGAUUGGCUGUUUUGGUUUUUACUGUGGCUUGUUGGGGCCACCCGCAAAUGACCAACACUCCCCUUCUCAAAAAAAACCCCCAAACUUGUCUCGCACACAUCCUUCUGCUUUACACUCCUAGAAUGCUUUCGCCUGCAUGGAAUGAACCCCUGAAAUUUGAUAAUGCCUCUUUGUGUGUAGAUAGAAAUCUCUGGGCUGUUAUCUGACUUAGUUCUACUCGGAGUAGGACUAACAUUGGAUGCAGCCCUCUGACUUCUGCCAGGCUGGCAUCUAGGCUGAUGCCCAAAGGCCACAACAGUUGCUCCGCCCAAAUUUAGCCUCUGCCCCUGCCCAUCACUGGCAUGCACCCUGAACCCCACCCCAUCCCUUGCUAGAUACCCCCGGUGGCAUUUUAAAAUCAUAGAAUCCUAGAGUUGGAAGAGGCCUUGUAGGCCAUCGAGUCCAACCCCCUGCUCACAGCAGGAAAUCCACAGCUAGAGCAUCUCCCGCAGAUAGCUGUCCAGCCUCUGCUUGAAGACAUCCAGUGAAGGGGAUCCUACCACCUCCCUAGGCAGUCGGUUCCAUUGCCAAACUGCCUUUACUGUCAAGAAGUUCCUUCUAAUGUCCAUGCCACGAAAUAAAGUUCCAUGCCACAAAACUGAUUCUAAACAUUUAGCAAAAUGGAUUGUAUGCAAGGAAAGAACUGAAAUGGUUCGUCCUGCAACGCUGCCUUCCUCCCCAACUAUUUCCUUGCUCCGGGGACAGAGACCCCCCCUUUUAUUUAACCUGUAUGUUACAUUCCCAAGUACUGCUUUUGCAAUGGAUCUUAAUGCAAAUUUGGGCAAGAUAGUCUGGAAUCGGAGGUUGGCCAGGGCAGCACAUUUUUUGUGAGGGGGCAGCUUGUGCAUAUAUUUUUUUGGGGGGCGGCAAGGGAGAGAUAAAUUUGUUGCCCUUCUCCUCCAUCCAAAGGAUCACUGUACCAGCUCUGGGCUUUGUUCAUUGUUGUUCUGUGUAAAUAGAACUAUCGUUUUUGGGAAGCCAUUGACAUUUUUAAAAGCUGAUGAGAAAAAAAGUGCAUCAAUAAAUGUUAACUUGUAUUUUUUAAGGAAAAAAACCCACCAGUUUGGAGCUAAAUAUUUUUCCCUGCAGGAAGCACGGACCUAGUUUUUUCCUGAUGGGUAAGGUGGACACUGGCU